AGCCUACUUAUAACUGCCGGUCGCCCGCCCGCCGCCGACACUCCAUCACGCACCGUCACAGCGCGCACCGUACGCCUUUCGUUACAACUUUUAAAAUCGUAAUUUGAACUAUCCGCACAAGUUAAGAUGAACCGAAUACUGAUUGCGUUAUUGGUUACCUGCGCGCUUACAGCUGCUAUGGUCCCCAGGCACAGGCGAGAUAUACAUAAGGACAAAGUAAAUGAAGGAACCGAACCUGAAGAAUUCUGUGCGCCAACGACGCCCUGCGCCUGGGGGAUUUACAACCCUACUACGAAGCACAUUGAACUAAACGUGACGAAUACAUAUUGCGUUUGUCAACAAGGAGAAUUAUGCUUAGUAGCUGAAAAUGACAAAACUGCAAACGCUUUCAUCUAUCAAUGCCAGCACCGAAAACAUUAACACACCUAUAAGCUAGCGACCGCUAGAGUACAAGCAUUCGUCAGUUUACGUCGCUUGUUCACACCCGAUAUUUAUCAUUGACAAUUUAAAAUAAGACAAUAACUUAUUAUUUCUUUACACGACUGAAAAAACUUAAUAACAUAGUACUAGGGAAGCUUGUUUGCUACAUACAAUAUUUUACUCAUGACUCAAAAUCAUGGUUGAAUAAUUGACAAAUUCUUAUUAUUAUUUUUUUUAUUAGUAACUUUUAUUCUUCGGAUUUACGUUUGAAAUAUUUCAUGUGCUAGACCAUGAUAGUAUCGUCUUAAAGUAUUGUGCAUAUGUCUACAAUUCACCUAUUAUUCCUCUUAAUCCGCCUUGUUAUGUUAAAACAAAUUCUUGCACCAUAUACCAAGAUAUUUUAUAAUUGUCUAAUAUCGGGAACGUAAUAAACAGCAGUACUUAUUAGAUUAAUUAAUAUGUGACAUUUAUUAAUACUUCUAUUGUAUUCUUCAUUUUAAUUUUUAAACGAAAUGAAUAAGCACGUCAUGUUAAAGUUCCUAUUUCAUUGCGUGAUCUUAAUAAUAUAAUCUGUAAUAUAAUAUAAUUAGGUAACAAGUAAUAUAAUAUAGAUAGAGUUAGUAUUGUUACUUCUGUGACAUAAUAAACGUGUAAUAAAUAUUAACAGCCAAUUGUCUAAUCGAUGAUCAUUGGUUUUAUUAUCUGAUUUAUAUUUAAUAAAUGCUUUAAAAACGUU
Melitaea cinxia (Glanville fritillary) is the source of this 1156-nucleotide messenger RNA. RefSeq lists its product as uncharacterized. The transcript is spliced from 3 exons. The coding region runs from base 127 to 420 and encodes 97 amino acids. Lineage: Eukaryota; Metazoa; Arthropoda; Insecta; Lepidoptera; Nymphalidae. The record is from RefSeq and is a predicted model, not a curated record.